Molecule: messenger RNA, 2821 nt
Organism: Bradysia coprophila
Lineage: Eukaryota; Metazoa; Arthropoda; Insecta; Diptera; Sciaridae
Gene: Sec5
Product: exocyst complex component secretory 5
Biological process (GO): Golgi to plasma membrane transport; exocytosis
Cellular component (GO): exocyst
Source: RefSeq, a predicted model, not a curated record
CUGUCAAACUUACUGACAUCUUGAAAUGUCAACAAAAAAAAAAUCAGAAAAACAAUCAGCUCGACUUUUCUCAAAACAAUUUCAUUAAAUGGCACCCCAACCAGUUGUGACUGGCUUAUCGCCGAAAGAAGGACCACCUGGCACACGAAUCACUAUUCGUGGUGAAUUUCUGGGUACUCGAGCGUCGGAUUUAGUUGGUCUAACAAUUUGUGGGAGUGAUUGCCUUCUAUCCGCCGAAUGGAAGUCACCGAACAAAAUAGUCGCUCGGACGGGCUCAGCCAAAGGAAAAGGGGACAUCAUCGUAUCAACCAUGAAUGGUGGUGUUGGAACGUCUACUGUACAAUUUCGAGCCUACCAUGAAUCCAUUGGUCCGAUGAAGGAAUCCGCAGUUUGGAUUGAAGAAUCUCCAAUGCAAUCGCUGGCAUGGGGACGAAGAUCUUUAGCUCCGACCGGUUAUUCACAAGAGGAUCCGCUCGGUUUGUCGAUCGAAGGCAACGAAAAAAAGAUCACCGACGAUUUGCGGGACAUAUUUCCCGAUUGUGGUGGCGAUCUAUCGCAGGACAAUUUUUCGCCUGGUUGGUUCCUCUUGGAGCACCACAAUUCAACGUCGUUCGAGGAUCUAAAGGCUGGAUUGUCGUAUUUGCGCCGUAAAGUCGAGAGCCAACGAGACGGUCAACUGUCAUUUUUAAAAGCUAAUGCCGGUUCUGUCAUCGAUCAGUUAGAUACUCUGAUGAUGCUGCGGGAUAAAUUUCAAGAUGACGUCAAACUCGUCGGAAACGAACCGGUUGAGAAGCUGCGAAAGGCUAUCUUAGAGUCCAUCAUUGAGUCGAAGAGCCUCUUUUUGGACGUACUGUCACGUCGCGAAAAAGCUGAUGCCACUCGAGCGGCCUUACUUGCACUCUCUCGACACAAAUUCCUGUUCUGCCUACCGAAUUCGGUGGUGAAAAGUGCUAAGAAGGAGGAGUAUGACAUCGUAAUCAAUGACUAUGCCAGGGCACAGAAUCUAUUCGGUAAAACGGAAGUUCCGAUUUUCAGGAAAGUCUUAGACGAAGUUGACUUGCGGAUUGUUGAGAUUUGCAAGGAACUUCACAAGAAAGUGGUAAACAUGCCACAGAGUGUUGAGCAGCAGAAAAAGUUUGUCAAAGCACUGAUCAACCUAAGCGCCAUUUCAUCCAACGUUUCGACGGGACAACACACGAAGACUAAAUUUAUCACCGAAGAUCCGGCUUGGGAUGCCAUUGAAGCCCGUGCAAAAUAUUUGGAAGAAACGUACCGGACCACAUUCGACCAGUAUGUUUCGAAAGAAUCGCAACAAAGCACGUCCAAAUCGCGUGACAAUCGUGACUCGUUGCCUCAUCGAGUGCAAUUUUGCGACGAACUCACCGAAAUCGCUGCCGGUUGGAUUCCGGAUCUGUGGCGAUUAGGUCAAAGUUAUUUUACUGGCGAACUCAGAGGGCUAACAGAACCGAAACCGGGCAAUUUUAAGAAAAUCAUCCUGACGGCUAUUGAGCAAUUCUGCACUUACAUACGAGCAGCCGUUCUGUCAGCAUCCGGCUCAAAGUCUCUGUUUCCACCGUCGAGUCUGUCAUGGCCUAACAAUUCGAAUUCGGCAAUAAAUCAGUUUCUUCCGUGGUUGCCGCACUGUCUCCGAUAUGUACGGAUUUCCUAUGCUACACUGAUACGACUUGAUCUACCUAAUGAAGUGCUGGACAUAGUUCAGCGACUGAUCGAUCAGAUACGACUGUUCAACUUGAUAACGGUCUUCAAGAAGGCAUUGGACAAAGUUAAAUACCUGGAAGAUCAAGAAACGUGGACGAUGGGUGUGAGCGACUAUGCUGGAGCAACGCUUCUUCCAUCGCUACUGGAACAAUUGAUUGUUGAAACAUUGGAAGAGUGUCACAGUACGUGCCUGAAUCCGGAAAUGAGAGAACAAACGAUUUUGGAAGCAAAUUCGGAUGGGCAACGAGAAAUCGCCCAGCGACUUCAAGACAUUUUGGACGCAUUUUGCGGUGUCAUUGAGUCAUUGGCGUUCCAACGCGGAGAUGAUGAUGUUCAUGGGAUGGGUGUGUCACAAAUGAUUGGAUUUCCGAAUUCGUCGCAUGAUAACGAAUUCAAGAACUGGGGUGGCAUUGUAUCAUGGGAGCAACGUCUGCUCUGUUGCAUGGCCAAUUGUAUGUAUUGUCACAAAAUAUUUUUCCCGCAUCUCGGAACGGUAUUCACCAAAUUUGGCUAUCCGGCGCCUAUGCUGGCUAUCGAGAGUGGGAAAGCGUCUAUCAAUGGCUUGUUUAAUAGCAUCCUUGAGACCUAUGUCGAGCACAAGAGUGAUCCACUGUUGGGUACCAUUGAGCCGUCGAUGUACAUCGGUCGUUUUCAAUGGAAUUUGGUGCAAGAAACUGGCAGAUUGAGACCAUAUGCACACGAAUGUUACGACAACCUGGUUGGCGUGUAUUCGGAAAUAUUCACCGUAUCGCCGAGUCUGUUGCGACUCGUUUUGGAACCCAUCGUUCAGACCGUAGCUGAAGAAUUGGCUCGCUUAAUGAGUUGCGUUCAGAAAUUCAACGCAAUGGGUGCUAUGCAAGCCAACAUAGACAUUCGACUGUUACGCGAUGCUCUCAAAUUGUACAGCAACAGCACAGCCAAGUCAUUUUUCGGCGAAGCAUUGGACGCAAUACCGAAACUGUCACCGGAAGGCGAGCAGCAAGUGAACGAUAUGUUGAAGCUUAUCAAAGGUGACAUGAAAUUGCAAUUGUUGUGUUUCUCUGUACAAAAUCCGUAACCGUUGCGGUUCAGUGAUGAUAAUAAUAAACGAAUUGUUCCAUGA